CAUCUCCCUCCUCACUAGGUAUCUAACUAUCCGACUACAUCACCUCACUCUCUACGCCAAUCUAUUCUUUCUCUUUAUUUACUUUCCGUUUUAUCUUCCCUCCCUUUUACCCUCCAUAUUUCCCACGACGCUUUAUAUUCCCAGCCCACACAAUGGGCAAGUUAACCAGCUCGAUCGGUAUCCCGAUCAAGCUUCUCAAUGAAGCUCAGGGCCACGUCGUCACCCUCGAAAUCACCUCCGGCGUCGUCUACCGUGGAAAGCUGUUAGAGGCCGAAGACAACAUGAACGUCCAACUCAAAGACAUCACAGUCACCGCCCGCGACGGCCGCGUAUCCCAUCUCGACCAGGUGUACAUCCGGGGCAGCCACGUGCGGUUCUUUAUUGUGCCUGAUAUGCUACGAAACGCCCCCAUGUUCCGCUCGCGGGGUCAACGCGGUCGCGGUGUCGGUCUUGCGCGUGGUAAGGCGACGGUGCAGAGGGCGAGGGGGCAGAGACGGGGGUGAUCUUUUUUCCUUAUCUUUACUUUCGUCGAUUUCUUCAUUUUUAUGGUUUCUUUUAGUGUCGGUUUUUUAACAUUUUACUCUCCACAUUUAUGAUGAGGUGUCGCGUGCCUUGGGAUUGAUUAUUGUUGGUUGUAAGGUACCUACUAGAUUAGUACCUUGAGGUUAAUGCAGAUGCAUUUCCUUGUC
Messenger RNA from Aspergillus campestris IBT 28561, 689 nucleotides. Its product is annotated as putative small nuclear ribonucleoprotein SmD3. Bases 153 to 503 code for a protein of 116 amino acids. The record is from RefSeq and is a predicted model, not a curated record. NCBI's taxonomy places the organism in Eukaryota, Fungi, Ascomycota, Eurotiomycetes, Eurotiales, Aspergillaceae. Gene Ontology annotation, molecular function: RNA binding. Gene Ontology annotation, cellular component: U1 snRNP; pICln-Sm protein complex; U2 snRNP. Gene Ontology annotation, biological process: spliceosomal snRNP assembly; RNA processing. The transcript has 4 exons.